UAACUUUCUUAUUAGAUGUAUGACAAGUUAGUGAAAUGUCAGCUCGCAUCUCAUGCAGCAGAAACAUCUGUUCUAAACGUCAUAUUUACUCCAUCCAUGGGAAUGACAGAAUCAAACCCGAAACACUCGUUCCGUUCGUAAUUGGGGUGUUUUUCCGAUUGUACCGUAAAAUGAGUUUAAUUCUACGAAAAGCAUUGUCACAAUCAACGUCCCGUGUUUUGUUUGUGCGCCGAGCAUCUUCUAAACCAGUUCAGUUGGCUGCCAAAGAAAAAUGGGACAUUUUUGCCGGGGUUCUUGUGGAACGUUUGCCUGUUAUAACAAAAACUAUGAAUCCGCUAGAAGCCAAAUUUAAGGCGGUAUUGGAACAAACUGAGUUUGAAAACAGUCUCAAAUCAAACCACGAGGUUCGCAAAGAAAUGGAAAAACGACAAACGGAACUGUUCAAAGCAGGAAAAAUCGAUCUGGACUCGGAAGCGCUGAAACAAACCGCACAAGAUUUGGAAGAUGCAUACAACGACGAGUUCAGCAAGUUUACACCGGCAUCCAGAGUUACCGAUGCGGAUAAAAAGAACGAUGUCAAAUCGUUGGAAAGGAAGCUGGAGGAAACAUUGAUCCUACUGACGGAACAGAAACUAGGAGACAAAAGUUACUAUCUGCUACCCCAGGGCCGUCAUGUUUCCGGUGAAUCGUUGCGACAAACUGCCGAACGGAUACUGAAGGAGAGCGUUGGCGAUUCACUAAAGGUGACAUUCUACGGUCAUGCCCCGGUUGGUUUUUACAAAUACAAAUAUCCCACUACCGUCAGGCAGGAAGCUGUCGGAGCCAAGGUGUUCUUUUUCCGUGGUGUGUUGAACCCGGGCAGUUCGAACGUCACUAACAGUAAACUGAAAUUCCAGUGGCUGGUUCAAUCUGAGCUGGAAGGAGUUUUCAAAGAACCUUAUUAUCGCAGUGUCUCGCAAUUUUUGGUUUGAACGGUUUUAGAACAAUAAAAUAGUGAAUAGUUAA
Molecule: messenger RNA, 1005 nt
Organism: Malaya genurostris
Lineage: Eukaryota; Metazoa; Arthropoda; Insecta; Diptera; Culicidae
Gene: mRpL46
Product: large ribosomal subunit protein mL46
Exons: 2
Coding region: 36-971 (311 amino acids)
Cellular component (GO): mitochondrial large ribosomal subunit
Molecular function (GO): structural constituent of ribosome
Source: RefSeq, a predicted model, not a curated record